AUGGAGACCCUCGCUGAAACAUCAUGGGAUGUUGUCAUAGCAGGGACGGGACUGGCUCAAUCUCUCCUGGCCUUAUGUCUCUCUCGGUCAGGAAAGAAUGUCCUUCACUUGGACCAAAACCCAUAUUAUGGUGGAACCGAAGCUGCUUUCAGUCUGGAUGAGGCUCAGGAGUGGGUGAACAGUGUCAAUCAACAUCCGGGCCAGUCUCCUUUUGAAGAACCCACGAUUUUCACUUGUGAACAUCCUCAAGACUCUGCGCAGUCCGCUUCCUCCGAACCCAGUUCCGAUGGUGGUAACCCUCCUUCGGGCACACGUAGUAGUCACCCGAAGUUGGCAGCCAGUCGAGCCUAUACCCUUUCCCUUUCCCCAUAUUUCCUCUACACCCGCUCGCAACUAAUCUCUAUUCUGAUUUCCUCCAAAGUCUAUCGACAACUGGAUUUCAUGGCCGUGGGAAGCUGGUGGAUUCAUUCCUCGGAGCAAAUCAACACUAAUAGUGACGAACGGGGUGCCACACAAGGCUUUCAUCGCGUGCCAGGAAACCGUGAGGAUGUCUUUGCUGACACUCACAUCGGCAUAAAGUCAAAGAGGGCGCUGAUGCGGUUUUUGCGACACAUCAGUAAACCAGCUGAUGAAGACUCCGAUGAAGUAGAGGAGGAUUUGUCAAUGCCUUUGGGAAACUACUUGUCUGCCAAAUUUGAUAUUCCCCAAGAUCUUCAAAGUCCCCUUCUCUCACUUUCGCUUUCACAGCAACCCCUUCAGGGUACACUUGCUAGUUACGCAAUCCCUCGGAUCAAGAGACAUCUUGCAUCCAUCGGAGCAUUGGGACCGGGAUUCGGUGGCGUCAUUUCCAAGUACGGCGGCGGGUCUGAGAUUCUUCAGGUCGCAUGUCGAGCCUCUGCUGUUGGUGGAGGUGUGUAUGCCCUUGGUACUGGAAUCCAGUCCCUCGCCAACAACGAUUCUGAUGAGUAUCCUGCCGAAUUACAACUCUCCAACGGUGAGGUAGUCAAGAGCAAGUGUGUGGUAGGUUCUCUAUGGGAUCUCCCUCCCCAGGAACCAUCAUCCACCUUUGGCAAGAUUGCACGUUCAAUCACUGUGGUAUCCUCCAACUUUGUAUCAUUCUUUCCCGUCACUGUGGAAGGUGCUCCUACGCCUGCCAGUGCUAUCCUGAUGUUUCCAGGUGAAGCAUUGGGCAGCCCGCAGUCGCCGCCAGUGUAUUUCCAAAUUCAUUCGAGUGACACCGGCGACUGCCCCCGUGAACAGAGUAUCAUCUAUGGCAGUGUAUCUAUUCCUGGACAAGAAGGCCACUCUCUGUUGGAACGCGCAGUGGAGAAACUCCUUACGGCGGAAGGUCCCGAUGCCAUUGUGCUUUGGUCUAUGCGAUACAAUCAGCUAGGCCGUCUAAGUAACGACGGAUCAUCUCCUGUCAUCCAGGCUCACUCGUCUCAUGUCUACAGCUUCCCGCCUCCUAGCCUAGACCUUGCGUUUGAGGAUGAGACUGUAGACAUGGUCAAGCAGGCGUGGUUGAAAGUCGCCGGAAGUGAAGUCGAUCCUGAUGAUUUUAUGAUUUUUGACGACCGAGAAGGCACCUCUGAUGAAUAA
This is a messenger RNA of Penicillium malachiteum, 1599 nucleotides long. Its product is annotated as putative Rab geranylgeranyl transferase escort protein. Gene Ontology annotation, biological process: protein geranylgeranylation; small GTPase-mediated signal transduction; vesicle-mediated transport. The coding region runs from base 1 to 1599 and encodes 532 amino acids. NCBI's taxonomy places the organism in Eukaryota, Fungi, Ascomycota, Eurotiomycetes, Eurotiales, Aspergillaceae. The transcript has 4 exons. Gene Ontology annotation, cellular component: nucleus; Rab-protein geranylgeranyltransferase complex; cytosol. Gene Ontology annotation, molecular function: GDP-dissociation inhibitor activity. The record is from RefSeq and is a predicted model, not a curated record.